Molecule: messenger RNA, 456 nt
Organism: Glarea lozoyensis ATCC 20868
Lineage: Eukaryota; Fungi; Ascomycota; Leotiomycetes; Helotiales; Helotiaceae
Exons: 2
Coding region: 1-456 (151 amino acids)
Cellular component (GO): membrane
Source: RefSeq, a predicted model, not a curated record
AUGGACAAGAUUGUCGGGGCUACGAUGAAGGCUGGUGAGCAGUUGUUGCCACUGGCGAACACGGCUUGGAAAUAUUCUGUUUCAGAGCUCGGAAAACAGGCCUCUCGAAUUUCCACUACGGUCAAUCCAGAUAUCAUCCAGUCCAUCCCAUCCAUCCCAGCAAGUACGGUCCUCACAAGCGCCCAAGUAAUCGGUGUCGGAACAGCAACUGUUGCUAUUGCAGCACUUGCCGCCCCCGCAGCUCUAGGAGUAGUCGGGUUUAGCGCUAUCGGCCCCGUUGGCGGCAGCAUUGCAGCGGGUUUGCAAGCGAGCUACGGAGCUGUACCAGCGGGCAGUGUUUUUGCGUUGUGCCAGAGUGUUGCGAUGGGUGGAACUACCGUUGCUGGGACUUCGACGGCUUUGAUUGCCGCGGGUGGUGGUGGGGUUGCUGUUGUUGCUGGUGCGUUGAAGGGGUAG